Ahaetulla prasina is the source of this 5758-nucleotide messenger RNA. It is a transcript of the gene IKZF4, whose product is annotated as IKAROS family zinc finger 4. The record is from RefSeq and is a predicted model, not a curated record. Gene Ontology annotation, molecular function: RNA polymerase II cis-regulatory region sequence-specific DNA binding; DNA-binding transcription factor activity. Gene Ontology annotation, biological process: regulation of transcription by RNA polymerase II. NCBI's taxonomy places the organism in Eukaryota, Metazoa, Chordata, Lepidosauria, Squamata, Colubridae. The coding region runs from base 1520 to 2959 and encodes 479 amino acids. The transcript has 10 exons.
CAACAGAAGCUGGCCGGACUUCUACAAGAUCUCUGGCCGGCUUACAACUUUAAAAAUAGGAAACAUAUUCAGAUACCGAUUAACAUACAGCGUUUCUCUUUUUCAGGGGAAACCCACGCGUGCCGAUUUUACGCCGGAAUUUGCGCUUGAGGAAUCCGCCAUCGAAUCGCAAAACAAUCGAUACCCAUAUUAUACUGAACACCAACGCGCGCCAGUAUUGGUUAACUCAAGGCGGCAUUGCAUUCCUACUACUGUACUCCCGCCUGCUAUUUUUGUUUAGGCUUGGGACGUAUAGAAAACCCCGAGGUCUUCCGAGCAAUCUUAAAGUAACCGAUACUGCCCCACGUUCCAACCUAGGUCCCACUGUUACGGGAUGGCCUGACAACCGUAACUCUCUUUAUUAGGGAGCAAGCCGGGGAUCCUGGAUCUCAAGCGCCGCUAUUAAUGAAGAUUAUCACACACAAGUGUAGUCGGCUCCCAGACACGCCCCGCCGCUUUCUUUUACUAUACUAGCGCCCUCUCUCGAUGCUCUCGAAGUUCGGCUGCGCCGCCUUCUCUUUCCUCUCACCCUUCCAAACGCCGGCUGCCUCUUUUAACGCGCUAAUCGAUACGCUAGGCAUUCGGGUUCGUUCCUGCAAUUCAAGGAAUCGAGGCUCUUUUUCUCACCCUUCCCGGCUGCUAACGCUUCUUUCUCGUCUCUCCAUCGAUCGGCUCGGCCUUCAACCCACUCCGCCUUAACAACGGAACGAGUCCCUCGGAGCGCGUUCGAUGAGCUCCGUGCUCGCUUCCCCCUCCCCCCCCCCACCAACGCUCCUUGACGGAACGAAUACCCUGGGCGCUUUUUUUCCCCUCUCUGGCCACUCGAGCUUCUCGACGCUCUUCUUGCCGUGCCUGUCUCCUAGCAGAGGGACCGGAAGUGGCUCGAGGAGGGGAGGGGGGGCCUCGGUCCCUCCUCAGGUGAAGGCGCUGCUGAUGGAGCCGCCGUUGCGGAGCCAUUGAGCCCCCCCUACCCCCCUCCCAGCGGUUGGGCCGGGGGGGCGCUCCCCCUAACGAGAAGCGACCGGACUUGGAGCCCCGCAAUUCAGCAAAGUGUCUUCAAGAUGGAGAUAGAAGACUGCAAUGGGCGAUCUUACAUAUCUGGACUUCUAGCUUUUUAUCAGAUUAAACUUCUACUUCCGGCACUUUUAUACAAGAAUAUUCAAAAUGACUGAAGGUUGAGGAUCCUCAUGACUUCUUUCCCAACAUAAGGAAUCUCUUCUUCCUGGAAGGUGAGUGGCUGAGUUCACCCUACUGCCGAGAUGCAGCCACACACACUCACAGCCUGUAUUCCACUGCUGUUUCCAAGGAGUUGGCUGUGAUAACACUCCAGGGUAUCUUCAGCAAGCUAGAAUAAUGUAGUGGAGAUUCCUCUUUGGAAAAGGAGUUUACCUCCACAAUUGUGGGGCCCACAGUGAGCACACCAAACAGCCAACACUCCUCCCCAAGCAGGUCCCUUAGUGCAAAUUCUAUCAAGGUGGAAAUGUACAGUGAUGAAGAAUCUAGCCGGCUGCUGUCCCAUGAUGACCGGCUCAUUGAAAAAGAGGACAGCGUGAUUGUAGAGGAUUCCCUCUCUGAGCCCCUUGGUUACUGUGAUGGGUCAGGACAGGAACCGCAUUCCCCUGGCGGCAUACGGCUACCCAAUGGCAAACUGAAAUGUGAUAUCUGUGGAAUGGUGUGCAUUGGCCCAAAUGUACUGAUGGUGCACAAACGCAGUCACACUGGUGAGAGACCAUUCCAUUGCAAUCAGUGCGGUGCCUCCUUUACCCAAAAGGGCAACCUCCUGCGCCACAUCAAACUGCAUUCAGGCGAGAAGCCCUUCAAAUGCCCUUUCUGCAACUAUGCUUGUCGAAGAAGAGAUGCACUCACCGGUCACCUCCGCACACACUCAGUCUCUUCCCCCACAGUUGGCAAGCCCUACAAAUGCAACUAUUGUGGUCGCAGCUACAAGCAGCAAAGCACGUUGGAAGAGCACAAGGAACGCUGUCACAACUACCUGCAAAGUCUUAACACUGAACCACAGUUGCUGGCUGGCCAGCAAGGUGACGAGAUGCGAGACUUGGAGAUGGUGCCGGACUCCAUGCUUCAUUCCUCAGCAGAUCGGCCGGCCUUUAUUGACCGACUAGCAAACAGCAUCACCAAACGAAAACGCUCCACACCUCAGAAAUUUAUAGGAGAGAAGCAUAUGCGGUAUAGCCUCUCCGAUAUGGCAUAUGAUGUCAACUCCAGCUUUGAGAAGGACGUGGAGAUGGUGGCUGCCCACCAUCCCAUGGACGCUAGCUUUGGCAGUUCAUUGUCAUUCAUGGGAGCAGAACAUUUGCGUCCCCUCAGACUCCCACCCACAAACUGCAUCUCUGAAAUCACACCUGUCAUCAGCUCGGUCUACACUCAAAUCCAGCCCCUCCCCGGCAGGUUGGAAAUUGCAAGUAGUCGGGAAGCUGCCGAAGGCCAUGAGGACCUUUCUGAUGGGACACAGAUUGUGUAUCGGGCAUCACGGGAGCCAAGCAUGGUAUCACCUAGCAAUGGUUGCCAGGAUUCCACAGACACUGAGAGCAUCCAUGAGGAGAGGGGCUCACAGCAGCCGCUGCUAUCCAGCAUUGGGAAUUGCAGCAGCAGCCGGCAGAGUCCAGCCUACGCCAAAGAGGACCCUAAAUUGCAGGAGGGCAUCAUUCCCACCACUACUCGGUCAACUCCCAGUUCAGCCAAAGAAGCCCUGCGUGUGGUGAAUGAUGAAGGGGAACAGGUAAAAGCCUUCAAAUGUGAGCACUGCCGGAUCUUAUUCCUGGACCACGUCAUGUUCACCAUCCAUAUGGGCUGCCAUGGCUUCAGAGACCCUUUUGAAUGCAACAUCUGUGGCUAUCACAGCCAAGACCGGUACGAGUUCUCUUCCCACAUAGUGCGAGGGGAACAUAAAGUAGGCUAAUCUUACUCUGUCCCCUUAUUCAUCUCUCCAUCACUAGUGCUCUAUCCUAGUUGGGCAUGGAACUGUUCAUUUCUUUUGUACUCCUUUGCACUGACUUUGGCUAAAAAAGAGAAAUGUUAAAAAAAAAAAAAGAACCCUAAGUUUUAAAAAAAUCCAAUGAACUUGAGACGGGGAGGAGCUCAUAACAUUUUGCCUUUCUCUAUGGUGUGUUAUUUAAAAGUUGAUAAUUAAUUUUAAAAUUUGUGUUUUUCUCUCACACUUGUAGUUAUUUAUUAACUCCUUUCUCCCUCCCUCCAUCCCUCCCUCCCUCUCUCCCUUCCUUCCUUCCUUCCUCUAAAUAGAUUUUUCAUUCAUUUCACCAGGAAUGUCCUCUUUUGAGGAGCAAGUAAGGGCUGGCAUAUAGCCCAACAGCAAGCUUGACUCUCUUAAGGUUAAGGUCUCUUCCAUUUAGACAUUUUUUUUUUGUUUCCUUUCUCAUAUUUCUGUUAAGCCACCAUGUUAGGUAUUAAGAACCUCAGAUCAGGUGCUAAACACAUUAUAGAGCUUCCCCCUUUCAAGGGGCUAGGAAAGCCACUGCCUGAGCUAUAUUACUGUUCAAAUGAACCGUAUAUAUAUAUAUAUAUCUUCUUUUUAUGGGUGGCUGUGAAAUGGAGUGUAUGAAGGUAUCAUGCUAGGAAUGCUGUGGUCCCAAGAAUUUAAUACCUCUGUGCAUCUACUUAACACAGCUUUGAACUGACUUGUAUUAUUUCCUCUAUUGGGGCCCAGAAGGGAUAGUGAAUUUUGCAUCUUGGUGUUGAUGAAGGAGCUACGGUAUUUCAAGGAAGAUGAUGAGCACUUUGUAUAGGAAGAAUGCUGCCUUUCCAUAUUGAACUGAGAACCAGCAUUGGGAAAACAAAUGCUGUUUCCAGGAUGUGAUGAAGGAACCUUAACAUUAUCUGGUUAAAAUCUAUGAUGCUUCUAAAGAGUCUGGAAUGUCCUGUCUUCUCUCCAGAUAGGUUGUCUGAGCUAAUUUUUUUUUGAGCUUCCGUGGUUAGCACUUAGCGGAUAAUGUUUGCUAAAGACUGUAAAAUCAGGGUAGGAAAAAGGUAGCUUUUACAACUCCCAUCAUAUCUUAGUACCCUCUGAGCAGGCUAGGAUUAAUGGGAAUUGGAAUGCAGCAACAUUUGGAGACUCAAAGGUUGCCAAUCCAAGCUUUGGAAGAGGUAAGUCUCCUAGCUGAGUGCAUGUCUUUAACUUUCCUCUCCCAAUAUGCAGGUUCUUUAGACAGCAUUAAUGAGCCUGGCUUUGCUGAGUAGGAAUUGAUUUAUAAGAUGGAGAUGUUGCCAUUGGGAGGUAAGAAUGAUGUUAGCAAUGAUUGCUGGAGUCAGCUUAGGAAUUUCUUAACAUCUACUAAAGCCAAAGGAAUGAGGAGUAAACUGCCAGUAUCUCUGUUCCGGUGCCUAACUUACACCUCCUCGUUCAGAUUCCCAGCAUCAUGAUUGCUGAACAGUUUGGAAUUGGACUUAGUUUCUUGGUCAGUUUAGCUGUCCUUGUAUGUGUUGAUCUGUUAUAAGCCUUAUGGAUCUGUUGUCCAGAAACCAUGAGCAAGAUCUGAAAGUGGCAGCCUUGAGGUGAGAGUUCUGUAUAUCUAUGGAAUACAUCACACUGCCCAUCCUAAACUAAGGGGAUCUAAGGUUUUCAGUGAGAGUUUCAGUUUUCUUAAAGAGAAAUCUUUUUUCCAGAUCAAUGGCAACAACUUUUCUAAGCUGAUUUGCUGAAAAGGCAAAUGAAACGCAGCAAGAUUUCCAUAGUGAUAAGUCCUCUGUUCGUUCACAGGUACAUGGCCCAGGGUGUCGGAGGGGAUCAUUAGAUUUCUGCAGCAGGGGCCCUGGCAAGGACACUUUAUUAUGUGUACUUUAGUGUCUUAAAAACUUUGAUCAUCAUCAAGAGCAAAAAAAAUCUCCCUCCAUUCUAUAAUUGGUUGCAGAUUGCUGCUGAUAAUAGGCUGUAGGCAAGAGAUAAAACACCACUUGUCGGUAUUACGCAGUCAUUCCUACCUCCCCAGCCUGAGUGGAAAUCUUGUUGAUAAUUGUUUUUUAAGAGGGUAAUCACCAAAUUAGAAGGGUUAUGUGCUGAGCCAAUAAAACUUGAAGCUUGCCUUUUUCCGGAGCUUGCUCCAUCUUUAUCUGUUGGAAACAUCUCAUCUGACGGAAAGGGGAUAUGAUUAAAAUAGUCUCUCUAGUCUUAGCUGGGCAAUGGAUGUGACAAGAAGGGGAGUGCUUUUGGUUUAGAUAAAUCCCUUAAUGCAUUUACUCAGCAGCACCCCAGGGAAUUGCUUCCUUGCAAGAUAAACCAAAGGCAGUUCUUUUUCUACUUAAAAAGCAAACCUCAAGCUGCAACUUUUUGUUCAUUUUCCUUCUUUAUUGCUUUUUGUAAUGUGAAAUACAGAGCUGAGCUUUUUUUAAAAAAAUAAACAAACAAAUGGGCCCAGCCAGUUUGACUAACUGGAAAGGCCUGAUUGAAUGAGAUGUUUUGAGGAACUGGCCAAGGAGAGGGGAGUGGAACUUUCCUUUAAAUACAGUACUCUGAUUUCACUGUUCUGUUCAUAUUUUAAAAUGUUGACUUUUUCUGGUACAAUAUCACUUUCCCCCUUCAGCUUUCUCUUUCCCACAUUCAGCAUAGGAGUGGCAUCUUAGAGGCUUGGGAGGCAUUUUGAGCUGGUCCCAGCAAUGUCUAUUUUAGCUUCAGCCGCAGAAGUGAAUAUAUAAUUUUUGUCAUUCUGAUUAUAUUGUGCAAUACAAAUAAAACAUGCUGAGAGAC